AUGGCAACUGUAAGCUUCCUUGCCCGUGCCGCCACCCGCCGAACCUUCGACAAGGUUGUGCGUUCAAACCAGUUCGCUAGCAUCGGAGCGGCUCGCUUCGCUAGCUACUUCACUCCCGCUCAUGAAUAUGUGAAGGUUGAGGGAAACAUCGGCACCUGCGGAAUCACUGACUUUGCUCAGGCCGCUCUCGGGGAUAUCGUCUUCGUGGAUCUGCCCGAAGUCGGUGAUUCAUUUGACAAAGGCGAUAGCUUCGGUAGUGUCGAAUCCGUUAAAGCCGCUUCUGAUGUCUAUGCUCCAAUCUCUGGAACUGUCGUCGAAAUUAACGAUAAGCUCAGUGAUGAUCCUGGUCUUGUAAACACGCAGGCUGAGGGUGAAGCUUGGUUUAUUAAGAUCGAAAUGGCCGAAUCGGGAGACGUGGAUGAUUUGCUCGGACCGGAUGCUUACAAGGAACAUUGUGAAAAGGAAGCCCACUAA
Phaeodactylum tricornutum CCAP 1055/1 is the source of this 474-nucleotide messenger RNA. RefSeq names its product glycine decarboxylase (gene GDCH). Gene Ontology annotation, cellular component: cytoplasm; mitochondrion; glycine cleavage complex. The coding region runs from base 1 to 474 and encodes 157 amino acids. Lineage: Eukaryota; Bacillariophyta; Bacillariophyceae; Surirellales; Neidiaceae. The transcript has 2 exons. The record is from RefSeq and is a predicted model, not a curated record. Gene Ontology annotation, biological process: glycine decarboxylation via glycine cleavage system; protein lipoylation.